Molecule: messenger RNA, 1494 nt
Organism: Trypanosoma grayi
Lineage: Eukaryota; Euglenozoa; Kinetoplastea; Trypanosomatida; Trypanosomatidae
Exons: 1
Coding region: 1-1494 (497 amino acids)
Source: RefSeq, a predicted model, not a curated record
AUGGAGAGCAUAUCAACUCAUUCUUCUCUUGUGAUGUCGAACACCGCUGCUACGUCAGAACGCUAUAGCAAUGUUUUGUCACGAGUCAUUGGCCUCGAAGAACGAGAGACACAACUUGAACAACGCAUCGAGGCUGCUCUCCGCGUUGCCCACAAGGUCGCUUAUCAGCAGCAGCAGCAGCAGCAACAUCAGAGUGACUCGACGGACACGUACACAACAUCUUUGCUGAACAGCAAGCCCUCAUCGCACAGUAAUAGGCGGAGGCGAAGCAGCGAGGAACUUCAGGUGGGACAAUGCACCACCUUUGUGCGCGCGCUCAUGCUGAAAGUGGAGCACCUAGAGGAGCAGCUUGCCCACGAGAUUCAGCAGCGUAUGGUAAUGCAGCGGUCCAUUGAGGCCCUCCAGCUGCAACUCCAACGGCCCAACGAGGAACUUGCGACACAGAGCCAACGCACCGAUGUUGACACCACCGUGGAAACUCUGUCUGAGUAUAUCAUUAAGAAAAAAAGGGCUUCACUCGUAGACGCCUCCAAAACGGAGUUGCGCGAAGAUUUCCCCGGAAAUGCAACUCCAGGUGAGAGCCACAGCAGCGGCCCCUCCAGCCCCGUCACCGCUUCCUCCGUCGGACAACACCUUGAGCCAUUGACACACAAGCACGUCGCCACUGGGUUGGAAAGCGACGACGUCGUGUUGUUUAAGAGAAAUCCAAAGGCUCGGGCGUCAUUGGAUCUGAACCAAUUGCCACCGUUAGCCAGAAACAGCAUGACCGCGUCGCUGUCGGGGAGCAUUCUCGUGAAGAACAACAGUAAGACGUUGCAGGGUGGUAGUUCGACGUCGUUCAGCCAAGGUCAUGUCAGUGGGGAGCCAGGGCCAACGGUGAGCUUCUCGUCCAUGCCGAGCAAUGCGAGGGACAAUUCACCAUGGAACGAAGGGGCACCCGAGGACUUCGGUGCUGCCCCGGCGUUCCGGCGGCCCAGGAAUCAAUUUGAGAGGCGGGAGCCCCGCCGCCGUUCGUCAGGACGAUCAGUGUCGCGUAGAAGUCGAAUAUCGACCGACGGUGGAUUAGGUCGCUCCGUUGUAUUCGGGUCGGCCGUCCUUGACAACGAAAACAACGAGCCAGGAGUAAGCACCCUCUCUGCGGCUUCUCCGGAGAGUGUGCAGGUUGCCGCGGAAAGGACGAGAAGGCCAAAGAAACAGCGGCCGCUGCCGCCGUCGCUCGACGUGGAGGCGCUCCUCCCCAUGCAGAACAAGCUGCUGAGCAUGCAGCUGAAACGAGAGACUGCCGAGGCGGAAAGGAAGCUGAAGGGAGCUACGCGCGGGGGAGAAAAUAGCAACGCUGUUGCGGCAGAAACUUUAACUCACUCGGCGGCCACAUGCGCGGAGGCGUCACCCUCGCAACAGGAGAGGUUGCCACUCUUGUCGCCAACCUCAAUACAUUUGCGGCACCUGCCACACGAUGUGCACCAGCGACGACGCUGGACAACAGCUGCCUGA